Messenger RNA from Lynx canadensis (Canada lynx), 640 nucleotides. RefSeq names its product transmembrane protein 239 (gene TMEM239). NCBI's taxonomy places the organism in Eukaryota, Metazoa, Chordata, Mammalia, Carnivora, Felidae. The transcript is spliced from 2 exons. The record is from RefSeq and is a predicted model, not a curated record. The coding region runs from base 1 to 603 and encodes 200 amino acids.
AUGACAGUGGGGGCUCGACUCUGGCUGCCAGGCGGUCCUGAGCGCUGCAGGAAGCAACAUGACUUAGGCACCUGCCUUGAGGUCCCAGGCAUCUCCAGGGCUGCGUCUGCAGCUGGCCUGGCCCUCUCCCUAGGUGCACCAACCAUGAUGCCGCAGCCCCAAGUGGAGACAGAUGCCAUCGGGGCCGGCGAGGGGCCGCAGCAGGCAGUGCCCUGGUCGGCCUGGGUCACGCGGCAGGGCUGGGUGCACUGGUGCAGGUGCCACGUGCCUCGGAGCUGGGCCCAGUGGUGGACCACGUCGGGCUGGCGGCAACCAUUUCAGCGUGUGCUGAGGGGUCUGGAGGGGGUCCUCUACCUGCUGCUGUCGCUGAUGCUGUGCCACGCGCUCUUCACCACCGGCUCCUACCUGCUGAGCUCCUUGUGGCCUGUCGCGGCCGCAGCGUGGAGCCAUCUGCUGCCAGCUGUCCUGCUGCUGGUGCUCAGCGCUCUCCCGGCCCUGCUCUUCACUGCCUCCUUCCUGCUGCUUUUCUCCACGCUGCUGAGCCUCGUGGGCCUUCUCACCUCCAUGUCUCACCCAGACUUCGCUCAGGACUCGGACCAAUAGAAGGGCAACCCCAUCCUGCUGCCUGUGUCUGUUGAGC